Chenopodium quinoa (quinoa) is the source of this 1679-nucleotide messenger RNA. RefSeq names its product GATA transcription factor 7-like. The transcript has 3 exons. Lineage: Eukaryota; Viridiplantae; Streptophyta; Magnoliopsida; Caryophyllales; Amaranthaceae. The coding region runs from base 327 to 1313 and encodes 328 amino acids. Gene Ontology annotation, biological process: positive regulation of DNA-templated transcription. Gene Ontology annotation, cellular component: nucleus. Gene Ontology annotation, molecular function: zinc ion binding; sequence-specific DNA binding. The record is from RefSeq and is a predicted model, not a curated record.
UUUUAGGAACGAAAUCCAAAAUUCAAAAAUCAAAAAACCCCAAAAAAGGAUUAUAUAAAAAGUUAGAGAGAGAAAAAAAAAAAAGUUGUAAAAUUUUGAAGAUAAACCAUUAACUCACCCACCUAUCCCGCCCUUGAAUUAGCCUUUCUUUUAGUGUUCUUUCUCCUCUUCUUUUUUCCCCAACUCCUACCCACCUUCUUUUUCUCUCUCUUCUUUCUCUCUAAAAUUAUUUCUAACUCUCUUCUUCUUUCUUCCAACCCACAAUUUUCAUUUUCAUUCAUUCAUUCACAAGGGGUAUAAUUACAAAAAAUUUGUGUGGUAUAAAAAUGGAGUGCAUGGAAGCCAGAGCGCUAAAAUCGAGCUUUUCGUCGGAACUAGCCAUGAAAACGAGCAACCAACAAAGUAUUUUCGACGAUAUUUGGUGCGUCGCAGGUUUACCAAGCGACGAUUUUUCAAUUGACGAAUUUUUUGACCUUCCAAACGAAGAAAAUAUUGAUGGGUCGUCGCUUUUGGAGGAGGAAGAAGAAAAAGACUCUUCCUCUUUUUCUCUCUCCUCCCAUGACCCUGUUGAUGAUUCCAACGAUAAUUCAACCAAUUUUUCACCGGACCUUGCUAUUCCGGUGGAUGAUGUGCAAGAGCUUGAAUUAUGGUCACAUUUGAUGGACGAUUCUGUCCCUGAGCCAACACUUGCAUGUCCGAAUCCAAUUUUAGACGCGCAGAAAAACAAAACCGGGUUCAAUUUCAUGAACCGGGUUGAACCGGUGAGCAAACCGGCGUUUUAUAGAAUUUCGUGCAUCCCCAACCCAUCGGCGGUUCCGGUGAAGCCGAGGAGCAAACGGUCAAGGUCAACCGGGAACCGGAGUUGGGUAUUUAAUUCACCUUCAAAAACCGAUUCAUCAUCGUCGUCUUCACCGACAUCAUCACCGGUUUCAACACUGUUUUUUCCACCAACGGUUCAGGACAUGGGUGUGCUUUUCAACUUCGGAAAGCCACCCAUGAAAAGACCGAAGAAAAAACCGAUGGUGAAUUCACCGGCCGGAGAAAAUCCUCCGGUUCAGAGAAGGUGUAGCCAUUGUCAAGUUACGAAAACCCCCCAAUGGAGGGCCGGUCCAAACGGUCCGAAAACAUUGUGUAAUGCUUGUGGAGUUAGGUUCAAGUCGGGGCGAUUGUUUCCGGAGUAUAGACCGGCUUGUAGCCCGACUUUUUCGAGCGAGGUUCAUUCCAAUAGCCACCGUAAGGUGUUAGAGAUGAGGAAGAGAAAGGAAACCACCGAGUCAAUCACCGGUUUAGCUCAGACGAUUUUGAGUAGUUAGAGAGAGAAUUAUGAUGAACCGGGUUCGUGAUAAUUGGUUUAUAUAUUAACCCGGUUUAAUUUGUACAAUUUUGGAGGUGGUUGGCUUGGUAGGCAGGUUAGUUGUAACAGAUUUUAGGGGGGCAGUUAAAAUUUUAGUUUUUUUUUUUUUUUUUUUUUUUUUUUUUUUUUUUUUAGUAGUAAUAUUUUUGCUUAGUUUGAUCAAAUUUGUUGUAGUUUCAAUUAAACUAGUUUUACUUCUAUAUUUAAUUUUAGUUUCUUAGGUUUAAUUUGAUUUAUAGUGAGGUUGAAUUUUUUUUUACCUAACUUUUUAAGUGGAGUAUUUGUAUUACUCCUAUUAUAUAUAUAUAUGAAAUACUUUUAUUUA